Messenger RNA from Symbiodinium sp. CCMP2456, 442 nucleotides. The record is from the annotation of a GenBank genome assembly. Lineage: Eukaryota; Dinophyceae; Suessiales; Symbiodiniaceae.
GUGUCUAUGCAGCGUUGGUGGUUUGUUCUUAGCAGCACAUACUGCUGGAGCUCCGCAAGGCUGGGAUCUGAUGCUGGGACCCCUCGGUUCCGGCGCCGGUGCGUUGCUCCUUCCAAGCCUUCAGCGUCAAAUUUUGUGGUAUGCCACUCUUUUGGCUGCAGUGGCAGCUCUCAACGCCAUCAUUCUCGUCCGUGUGACGCGACAUGAUGUCUACAUCGCAGCAGUUGCGGCCGGCUUCCUCGGUGUUGCAAGUGCCGUGCUGGCUUACGAGGUGCAUUGGGCCACUUGGGCGUUCAGUGUUGAGCUGCAUGAGGGCUGUGGCCCUUCGAGAGCCCCGGCCGAUGCGUGGCAGGCCUUUGUGGAGACGGGCCUGCAGGAUGUGGAGCAAGCCGGAUCCUUUCCACCGGGAUGGGCCGGAUGUUACCCGAUGUCCGUUCGAUGA